Mercenaria mercenaria is the source of this 1791-nucleotide messenger RNA. RefSeq lists its product as uncharacterized. Gene Ontology annotation, molecular function: DNA-binding transcription factor activity. The record is from RefSeq and is a predicted model, not a curated record. The transcript has 7 exons. The coding region runs from base 5 to 1174 and encodes 389 amino acids. NCBI's taxonomy places the organism in Eukaryota, Metazoa, Mollusca, Bivalvia, Venerida, Veneridae.
AUUAAUGACACUUUCAAAGUUCAGCAAGGUGAAAUGCAAAAAUUUCAAAAUGCCAGAAUCAAAUAGUUUCCAAGGGAGAGUGUAUUGGGAAGAGAAAUCUAGUCACACACUACCGCUCGAGUUUGAUGGAGUACCAUUCGUUAUAAUUGGUUCACAAGUUCGGGAAUGUGUCAAUGGACCCGAUCGCCAUCGCUCGGAAAAGAAGAAACAUUCUGAAAAGCAGCAGGAAGAACAUGGUUACACAGUUAUGGGAAAAAAGAGGUGUUUGCUUCAGACUACAAAAAAGAUGAAUUGCUCUGCAGCAAUUCAUCUUAGAUAUAUAGUCAAGUUCCCAGAAUUUAAGCUAAAUAAUAACACUAAAUGGGUCAGAAAGAAACAAGGAAAAGAGUUGAAAGAGGCUAUGAAAAGAGGAAAUGUGGUUGCAGAGCACAGGGUGUAUGUAUGUUUUCCAUCAAACGAGGACCACAUUGGUCAUCUAACUGAAGAGUUUGGCUUGAUGUCUCAGAGAGUAGACAAGUCCAUUAUCUCUAAAAUACACAUGCUUGUUGGAGAAGGAGUCACAAAUGCUGCCGAAAUGAAACGUCACCUUUCAAUAUUUUGUAAGACGCAACAUCCAGAAAUGCCAGAAUGCAGCAGACGAUUUUAUCCAUCGAAUAAAGACAUACGCAACCAUAUGUAUAGGGCUAUGCGACUAACACAAUUUUCUUCAGAGGAUCAAGAGAAUCUUUUGCAGUGUGUAAACAAGUGGAAAUUAGAAAAUCCCAGUGACCAUUACUUUUUUAAUCCAAGUCCAAGUGAUACAGAUGAAGAAGACACUGACAGGGCUUUUAUAUUUGUGCACCAGACUUGGUGGCAGCAGGUGUUACUUAGGCGGUAUGGAAAUGAGAUUUGCCUCUUGGAUGCAACCUACAAGACCUCAAAAUAUGAUAUCCCUCUGUUUUUUGUAUGUGUUUCCACUAAUGUAGGUUACUCCAUAGUUGGAACAUUUCUUAUUCCAAAUGAGAAGACAGAGAGCAUCCAAAGAGGUCUUAGGGUUCUCCAGGAGUGGAAUGUGGAUUGGAAACCAGCAUAUUUUAUGACAGAUUAUGACAUAAAAGAGAUAGCAGCGAUAGAAAACACCUUUCCAGGUACGCUGAAUAUUAUUCAUAAUAUGCUCUUCACUCUGAAAGUAUAAAUCGUGACACAAUAGUGAUAAUUUCUAUGUUAUUUUUUUCCUUAUUUUUCUCUUUUUUUUGCUUUCAGAAAUACUGAUAGGUGUGUAGAAAAUUUCAUGCAGACUUUUCAUAAUUAAUUUUCUCAAUGUUUCAUAUGUAACAUUCUCUUUUCAUGCCCCCAAAGGUGGUAACAUUGCCACAUGUAUAUGUGUUUGUCUGUGUAAAUUUAUUUAUGGGCUGUAUCUCUGCCAUCCAGAAAGGGAUUUAGAAAACAUUGGCAUAAAUGUUCACGAUAAUGAGAAGACAUGUCGUGCUCAAUACCAUAACUUCAAGGUCAAUGUCAUAGUCAGAGAUAAAAGGUCAAAAGGGUCUGAUUCAUGUCUGGUCUCUAACUCUGCCAUCUGUGAAGAGAUUUUGAAAUAACUUAAGAUGAAAAUUCACCAUAAUGAGAGGAUGUGUCAUGUGCUUGGCCCAGGCCCCCUAGCUCAAAGGUCUAGGUCACAUUUAAUGGCAAAAGGUUAAGAGUCUAUUUCUUGUCUGUUUCAAAACUCUGUUCCAAAAAUGCCAUUGAUGAAGGGAUUUUGAAUUCACUUGGCAUAAAAAUUCCAUAUAUUGAGAUGAAGAGACAUGUGCAAGA